Drosophila miranda is the source of this 2301-nucleotide messenger RNA. RefSeq names its product protein I'm not dead yet 2-like. The record is from RefSeq and is a predicted model, not a curated record. Gene Ontology annotation, cellular component: membrane. The transcript is spliced from 10 exons. Gene Ontology annotation, biological process: citrate transport; monoatomic anion transmembrane transport. NCBI's taxonomy places the organism in Eukaryota, Metazoa, Arthropoda, Insecta, Diptera, Drosophilidae. The coding region runs from base 105 to 1784 and encodes 559 amino acids. Gene Ontology annotation, molecular function: citrate transmembrane transporter activity; succinate transmembrane transporter activity.
UACAUAAAAUACAUGUACUAUAUACCCUUCAGUCGUUCAGUAAAAUACUAGCAGCACAGACGUGUGCUCCGAAACGGAAAAACACAAAUUAAAGUGCAGCCGAAAUGGCUGAACCAGAGCCAAAUGAAAAAAUCCCAGCUAAGAGGAGCUUGUUAAAAUGUUGCGCUCUACAUUGGCGGGGCAAAGCAACAUUCCUAAUGCCAUUGCUAACCUUGCCAUUGCUGAUUCAUGGAAUUUUAGAUGACGAACCAGCAUUCAGAUGCAUGUAUCUGGUGUCCAAUAUGGCACUCUUUUGGAUCACCGAAGCAAUUCCUCUCUAUUUGACAUCGCUAUUUCCGGUGGUUUUUUUGCCACUCUUUGACAUUUUGGGUUCUGAUCAGGUGUGCAAGUUAUACUUCUCCGAUACGGUGGUUAUGUUUAUUGGCGGCCUAAUCAUAGCCUUGGCCAUCGAAUAUAGCAAUCUGCAUCAGCGUAUUGCCAUGAAGACCAUUCUCAUAGUAGGCUGCAGUCCAAGGCGUUUGCACUUUGGUUUGGUCAUGGUUACAUGUUUCAUAUCAUUAUGGAUCUCCAAUUCGGCUGCCACAGCCAUGAUGUGUCCCAUUGUGAAGGCUGUGCUCAGCGAACUCGAUUCGCAAAAUAUAUUCACGGUGUACAAGUCUCAAGAGGAGGAGCCAGUGGAAGAGGGCGAUCCGCCUCAUCCAUCGACCAUAUCAAUGGCCUUCUACUUUGGCAUUGCCUAUUCCUCAACAAUUGGCGGCUGUGGCACUUUGAUUGGCACUGGGACAAAUCUGACCUUCAAGGGUCUAUACGACACACGUUUUCCCAAAUCGAAGACUCAAAUUGAUUUCCCCAUUUUCAUGGCCUAUGCCAUACCAAUAGUGGUUAUAGUGAACGUUUUGCUGCUGUAUUUUUCACUGCAAGUCACACACAUGGGUCUGUUCCGUGGGAAAAGCCAAACGGGGCUGGAGGUUAAGCGCGGCACCGAGGGCCAGGCAGUGGUGAAGACUGUGAUCAAGGCACGUCACGUGGAGCUGGGUCCCAUGACCUGUCAUGAGAUUCAAGUGACUGUGUUGUUCAUACUGAUGGUGUUUUUGCUGUUCACACGUAAGCCUGGCUUUGUCACUGGUUGGGGCGACUUUCUGAAUGCACAGAAAAUAGGCAGUGGACCGCCAGUUUGGCUGCCCGUCAUGUUGCUCUUUGCAUUGCCCACACAGUAUACGUUCUUCAAGUACUGCUGCGGCAAGCCUCCAUUUACUGGUCAGAGCAUGGAUGCCCUGCUCUCCUGGAUCUACAUACACAGGAAUACACCAUGGGGUCUAUGUUUUCUACUGGGCGGUGGAUUCGCUUUGGCCGAGGGCAGCAAGGUCAGUGGCAUGGCCAAGAUGUUGGGUGACUCACUGAAAUUCGCUUCCAAUUUGCCGCCCGUUGUGGUCGAAGGCAUGUGCAUUCUCAUUGGACUCUUCUGCACCGCCUUCAGCUCCAAUGUGGCCAUCUGCAAUAUUCUCAUUCCGAUCUUUAGUGAAAUGGCCUUGGCCAUUAAGAUGCAUCCCCUGAAGCUGACUCUGCCGCCAUCUUUGGCUAUUAGCAUGGCCUACCAUCUGCCAGUGAGCACUCCACCAAACGCCAUCAUUUCUGGCUAUGCUGGGAUCAAGACCAAGUACUUGGCUCUGGCCGGCAUAUUGCCGACAAUUUGGGCCUUUAUCGUCCUGAUGUUGAACAGUCAGUAUGGCAAUAUCAUUUUCCCAGAGAGCACAAAGUUCCCAGACUGGGCGAAGGACGCCUAAACACGUAUUUUUCCAUAUUAAUUUCCCAAACACUCACACAUGCCAACAGCAAAUAACAAAUCAACGAAUGACGGACGGCAUCGUUAAGGAUCUCAUAGACCUCUUCAUUGAUAAAUCCAUGGCUUACUUCCUAUACACUUGCACCAAAACAAAACCAAAAUCCACUAAAGGAUAGUAAGCCACUUGGAAUGUUAAUCAUAUACGAACAUGCAUAUGUAUUCGGAUAUGGUGGACAUUUUCCAAUGGCACAGAGACAUCGUAACACAAUCCAAUCCAAUACACCACAAUAUGUGUGGCAUGUUGUUAAACAAAUAUGUACAUGGAAGAUUAUUGUCCAAAAAUCUAAGAUUCAUAAGCCAAAUCAGCGCAAUAAGUUUCCCCUCAAUACGAAUACACGCAUACGGAUCCCUCUCGCAAAACACUGAAUACAAAUCAAAUUACAAUUCAAUGCAUGUGUAAGCCCCUCUGAAUGUUAAUGAAAUAUAUAUUGGUUGGAAACACUCGUUAAUAUCGGCAA